CAUUGGUCCUCGGGUCCACAACGGGUAGGUAUCCCUUUUUGUUGAUCCCUUUAAUGCGUUUGCCCAGUGUCACCGUGGUGUAUAAAACGGACAAACCGCCGGACGAAGGACGACACUCUUGAACGGUACGGUGCGUGAGCCAACAGCCUCGUUCAGUUCCCAUCCCGAACAUGAAUUGUGUUAUUGCAGUCUUUGCGGUGGGUCUAGCAUUAGCUAGCGCUGGGUACGUGGAACACUAUCACGGUGCGUCGAGUUUUAGCUCGUUCGAUCUGAAGUCAUCUCCCAUCGAAGGCAACCGACUGGUACAGACAAAAUCCUAUGCCGCCCGUCCAGCCCUAGUAAAAGGUUCGACCGAUCACGCAGUCGUUAACUACGAAGCUACGAAGCCAGUAAUUAGUACGGUGUACAGUGCACCAAUCACGAAGACGUUGACCUACAGCAGUGCUCCCCAAGUGCAGUAUGUGGCUCCCGUUCAGCACAAGUGUGAGCAGACGGAACACAAGCAGCUCAUCACCCCGGUGCAAACGUCAGUAACGUACGGUGUACCGAUCAGGUCGAGCAACUCCGGCUGGAGUCAGUCAGGAUCGUACGGAUCGGGCUUUAAACCACUCCAGCAAGCUACCCAAGCUCCCGGUGGAUCUUAUGGAACGAGCUCCACAAUUGGACAUACCAUAUCGCAUCACUACACAGCUCCGCAGUCCAGUAGCAUCAUCUACACACCACCUAAAACUACUCAAAUAAUCUCUUCAGCUGGUUACGGAGCUAUUAAUCAUCAGUCAGCUUCGUUUGGUGCUUACAAUCAACAUACUCAACCAGCUCCUAUUGUAGAAACUCUGGUGGAUGUAGCUCCUCCAAAGCUAAUCCAAGCUCAACCAUCUUAUGGAGUCCCUACAACGGACUCCAAUCUCCACCAUGUCGCUCAAGUAACACCAGUGAAAGUAACUUCCACAUCCAGCUACGCAACAGCUGGAAGUGGCUGGAAACAGUCAUCCACUGGCUACGCCACCUCGCACCAAUAUAAAACAGGUUCCAUCCCAAUCAAGUCUACCCCACAAUACGUUGCGCCGGGACUUGCCGCAUCGGGAAGUUCCUCUUGGAGUGGAGCUUCCAAGAACCAUGGUCACAGCUUCACCACCACUCACAGCUACAGCAGCCAAGGCCAGACAAACAACGCCCAACAGUAUCUACCUCCGAAGGCGACUCUCAUUACACCAGUUGCCGUAACAUCCGUACAGUCGAGCCCUGCACGCGAAUAUCUGCCUCCGAGAGAAUAUCUUCCUCCAGCACAGGACAGCAAAGGUACGGCGGCGACCGCGCACAUUGCUACCGGCAACAUUGGCUCCGUUUCGUACGAAGUUCCUCAGAAGCUGUUAGCUGUUAGCAAACUUCCUCAGCAGUAUAUUGUAGCCACCGGCCAUUCGGUCAACCAAGUAGUCCAUCAAAGCGCACAGUACGGCCAGCAGACAGCAGCGGUUCUAUCCCCACUACACGUUACCGUCCAUAAAACGCCCGUUCUAGCCUACACCCCAAAGCAUCACUGUGCCCAGGACCAUUAGGGUGCCGCGAUCAUAAAAAUGCAAACGAAAAUCGUUCACUUAAUAAAAACCGGUGACCUCCGACGUCCCACAACAAAACCCAGUGGACCUCCUGUGUGUCUG
Molecule: messenger RNA, 1658 nt
Organism: Anopheles stephensi (Asian malaria mosquito)
Lineage: Eukaryota; Metazoa; Arthropoda; Insecta; Diptera; Culicidae
Exons: 2
Coding region: 171-1556 (461 amino acids)
Source: RefSeq, a predicted model, not a curated record